UUUCAAUUCCAUUUUCUCUCUCUCUCUCUCUGAGAUUUUUCAUUUUCCCCACUCUUUAACAUAACGCCAAGAAAACGCUCUUUGUCUUCUAAAACACUUAAAACAGUCUCUUUCUCUCUCUUUGUAGGAGUUUCACAUUUUGUGAGUCUAAAGCUUUAGUUUUGGUUUCGUGAUGUUUGUGGAGAGAUAUUGAGAGAGAUGGGUUCAUGUGUAUCAUCAAUGCAUAAGAAAACGCCAGAGAAACUCAACAUGUCUUCAUUUGGCUCCAAAAAUCACGACCUUAUUAUUCCACCUUCACCCAUCAAAGAAAAGCCGUCCAAUGGUUUCCCUCCGAUGAACGAUUGGCCAGCCAUCACCGGUAGAGACCCUGGUAGUAAAGAGGAAACGUUUUUUGAUUCUCAAGCUUGGCUAGAUUCUGAUUGUGAAGAUGAUUUUCAGAGUGUCAAUGGAGAUUUUACACCAUCUCGUGGUAGUACCCCAGUUCAUCAGGCGUUCUCUACUGGGACACCUCAAGUCAACAAAGCCCUUUCAGAGGACAUUUCUGAAACAACUCCGACUGGAAAGAAAAUGAAACUAGGAGAACUAUUCAAGCAGAGCAUUAGAGAAGCCCCUGAAGACCAACCUCCUGUUGAGCAAAAUACUACAGUCCGCCAGAUUAUGGCCAAUGGGAACAUGGAAGUCCAGCCAACUCUGCCUCCAAAAUCCACAAAUGCUACCCCCUAUUUAUCUGGAGCGAACACUUCGUGUGGUAGUGAGAGGACUGCUAAUGAUGAUCCCGUAAGGGAUGAAAAGUCAAUGGGGUCUGUGCAGUGUUGCCUUCCAAGCUUGAUUUCGUGUCGUAAUUUCAGUGAGAGGAAGAAGAAGAUGAGCCCUGCUGUAGCUGUAAAUGGUUAACCAUAAUUUUCGGCUCAUGUAUUUACUAUGUAGAUUGAAGAAGUGAGUAUCAACUCUCGCAGUCCAUGAAUUCAAAGUUACUCAGUGUCACAGUUGUCUGAUUUGUGUAAAGUCUAUGGUACACUUUGUACCGCUCAUCGGAUUUUUGGAGUCGAAAAGACGUGUAAAAAGCAGCUAAAGGAGAUGUAUGAUACUAAAAUUAUCCGGGAGGAUUUGAGAAAUUAAUCUCUGUGAUAAGAAGAAUUUUUAGAGGAAAACCCGUAAAUGGCCCAUGUAAUGAACAUAAACAAAUUAUUAAGAAAGUUUGUCUUUUUAUAUACAA
Molecule: messenger RNA, 1216 nt
Organism: Pistacia vera
Lineage: Eukaryota; Viridiplantae; Streptophyta; Magnoliopsida; Sapindales; Anacardiaceae
Exons: 3
Coding region: 199-894 (231 amino acids)
Source: RefSeq, a predicted model, not a curated record